Messenger RNA from Sardina pilchardus (European sardine), 2530 nucleotides. It is a transcript of the gene zic4, whose product is annotated as zic family member 4. Gene Ontology annotation, molecular function: RNA polymerase II cis-regulatory region sequence-specific DNA binding; DNA-binding transcription factor activity, RNA polymerase II-specific. Bases 222 to 1808 code for a protein of 528 amino acids. The transcript has 2 exons. Gene Ontology annotation, cellular component: nucleus. Lineage: Eukaryota; Metazoa; Chordata; Actinopteri; Clupeiformes; Clupeidae. The record is from RefSeq and is a predicted model, not a curated record. Gene Ontology annotation, biological process: regulation of transcription by RNA polymerase II.
GUUUAGCUCCACGGGCUGCACAGCCUACCAUGAAUCUCUAUUCAGUAUAUCAAAGCGUCCUGCUGCUGCCUCUCAACCGAAUGGGAUUCAAUGUAGGCACUGAGAUAGACUCUGAACUUUAGAGUUUUAUUUUUUUGUAUUUUUUUCCUUGCGAUUAAAAUAUAUUUGUCAUCAUCAUUAUUAUUUUGCCUGCUGUCAAAGUUAUUCUAAAAUUAGGAGUAAUGAGCGUGGAUGCUUUGGGAAGCCCUGUGAUGGACCCUACGUUUUCCAAACGGAACACAGCGCUGAGAUUAGUUGACUUGGCAGGGGCUCACCACCAUCACCAUCAUCACCACCAUACCCCUCAGAGCGUGACAGGCUUCCCGGGGUUCAGCAGCCAUCCACACUCAAUGGCUCACGCGCACCCUGGGGAGAUUACUGCGGAACCCCGCCUGGGGCCGAGUCCAUUCGGGCCAGAACACAUGGGGCACUCCGCGGCCCUCAAAAUCAGCCCAGCCCAUCAUUAUCCCCACCACCAUCACCACAAUCAUCAUAUUGCAGGCCACAGUGAAGUGGUCUCCAGUCAAACGGGAGCUUUUGGCCCGGUGCAGGCGGCGACGGUCCCAUACUCUAUGUCUCAUACGGCCCAGGCAUUAUCCGCAGGUAGGGAUUUCCUCAUACGACGAGAUCUGACAGCUCAAGCCAUGCCAGUGCUGACCGACCAGCCUACUGGUACAGCCUCUCACCACGGAAUGUUUGUCUCAACAACAGGUAGCUAUCCGGGACACUAUGGUCAUCACCCCGAUGCUGCGAACCAUACCCUCUUCCCCGGACUUCAUCACGAACAGCCUUCUAACGGAGCUCCAGGUGGCCAAGCACUGAACGGACAAAUACGGUUAGGAAUACCUGGAGAAAUGUACGUUAGAUCUGAUCACUUGAGUCAAGUGGCAAGCUCCAGGACAGACCCAUUUGCUGCAUCGCCUCUGCACAGCUACGGUGGUCUCAAUCUGAACAUGAACCUCAGCGCUCACCACCACCACGGACCAGGAGCCUUUUUUCGGUACAUGAGGCAACCGAUUAAGCAAGAACUGAUCUGCAAAUGGCUGGAACCGGAACACUCGGUGAAAAAACUGUGCUCCAAAACUUACAGCACCAUGCAUGAACUGGUGACACAUGUGACAGUGGAGCACGUCGGGGGACCAGAGCAAGCAAAUCACAUAUGUUUUUGGGAAGAGUGUCCUCGAGAAGGAAAGCCUUUUAAAGCCAAGUACAAACUUGUAAAUCAUAUCAGAGUACACACCGGAGAAAAACCAUUCCCGUGUCCAUUCCCCGGUUGUGGAAAAGUAUUCGCAAGAUCGGAAAAUCUUAAAAUUCACAAAAGAACUCACACAGGCGAGAAGCCCUUUAAAUGUGAGUUUGACGGAUGUGACAGACGCUUCGCCAACAGCAGUGACCGGAAGAAGCACUCCCACGUGCACACCAGCGAUAAGCCCUACAACUGCAAAGUGAGAGGUUGUGACAAAUCCUACACGCACCCCAGCUCUUUGCGAAAACACAUGAAAGUGCACUGCAAGUCUCCACCUCCGAGUUCUGGUUACGAAUCAUCGACUCCAUCUCUCGUUUCACCCUCAUCAGACUUGGGCCGUGAGCCAGCUCCCUCCUCACUGUCCGAACCCCUCUCCGCGUCUCAGCCCGCGAAUCUAAGCGAGUGGUACGUUUGUCACAGUUCAGGUGCCAGCGGCUCUCAGACCCCUCCCAGCGGUUCCUCCACACCUGACCCUUCAGAGAGGCCACAAUACAGGAAUCCGCCAUGCAGGGACACAUUCUAACAACAGUUAGAGUACAAUAAUAAUUAUGAAUGGAAAAUGCAUUGGAUUCGCAAUUAUUUUGGGGGGAUAAAGUUCAUUUUCCAAGAUAUCAUCCUAGGCCCUACUUGUCUAAAUGCACUGGCAUAUCGACAAACAAUGACACUGCCAAUCCUCCAAUUGAAAUAACCAGCUAUCAUGAGUGUUAAUCUCUUAUACAAUGUAAUGGUUACUCGUAAGCAUGUGGCUGUAUUAUUUUGUAAAUUCAGUUUAAACAUCAAUAUCUUUUUAAUUUAUUUUUGAAUCUGACUUGGACAUUUUUGUAAUAUCGAACCAAAGUGUUUCAAUAGAACAAAAUGUAAAUUUGUAUAUUGCAACGUUUUAAUGUGUACGUGUUAACGGUAAUUUUGUAUGGUUCAGUCUUUCAGCUAUUUUGAAAUUUUGCUACUAUUGUUUGUAUAAAAUUAAUAUUUGAAAUUGUUUAAAUUUCAUAACGAAUUAUUUCCUUCAUUUGUGCUUUAUCGGAACUAUUGACCUAAGCGUUGUUACUGUAUUUGCUAUGACAGACAUAACAUUCAAAAGUAUUGCAGUCAUUGGUCAAUGUUGGCAUUUUGUGGUUUUGUAAUACUUGUUAAGGUUUGUUAAUAAUACAUUUUAUGACAAUUCAAUCGACAAGAGGGGACUCAACAUGUGUAUCAAACUGCCUUGUAAUUUGUCAGUAUUUUGAAUAAAUUGUGUAUUAUAAA